AUGGCGCUGACUCCACGUAGCUCGUCGCCCGCCGCCUCAUCGCCAAACUCGCUAGGAUCCGACGCCAUGGACGAGUCGGAUUCAGACCGCGACGAUGACGUACCAGAGCGCGCUGCAGAUGUUCCCUACCCCCUAGAGGGCAAGUACAUCGACGAGGCAGACAAGCGCCACAUCCUGGGCUUGUCACAACUGGACCGUGAAGAGAUUCUGGGCCAACGCGCCGAGGAGAUGAGCAGCGCCAACUUCAAGGCCGAGCUCGCCAGGCGCGCAGCAAAUGUCCAGAACGACCGGAAGCGCAAGGCUAGUUCCGAAGACGCCGACGAGCGUAAGAGCAGUCGUCCAAAGGUACAGCCGCGGAAGAACGAGAAGCUCGAGGCAUACAAGCGUGAGCGUGAGCAGCGCGGUCAGCAGCGGCAACGGAACGACGACCGACGCAGUGGCCGCAGGCGGUCCAGCUCUGCCGAUCGAGACGGUGGCUCAGACGUCGAUGCUGAUGGUGAGAGCGACGUCGAGUGGGACGACCGCGUGCCAGAAAAGGCCCGCGAAGAGGUGCCUGCCACCCUUCGUGAUUUCGAGUCCGUUCGUGUUGGUCGAGGAUUCUUCUCAGAAGUCUGUUUCCACCCAGGUUUCGAAGAGGCCAUGACUGGCGCAUUUGGACGUGUUGGUGUGGGCCAGGAUGCUCAACGCAGGACCCUGUACAAGAUGGCGCAAAUCAAGGGUUUCUCAGCUGGCAAACCCUACGUUUUCGAAGGAAAAGACGGCAAGCGCGUCGCGACGGACCAAUACGUCAUCGCCCAACACGGCUCCGUGAAGAAGGACUACCAGUUCCAAUUCUUGUCGAACCAGCGCUUCAGCGAAAGCGACCUCGACGCAUACCGCCAAUCUCUUAUAGAGGCCAACGCCAAGGUUCCCACACAAUCCUUCCUCCAAAGGAAAUACGACGACCUCAAGGCUCUGCAGAACCACCACUGGACCGAUGCCGACAUCAGCGCACGUAUCGCCAAGUCGAAGAAGUACGCACAUCUCCUUAACCGCUCCAACUCGGAUGCCCAGCCCAAGAUUGCGACACAGUCAGAAACAGCGGCCGCACGUAUCGCCGAGUUGAACCGCAAGAACCGCAUCCUAGAAGCUGAGCGUGUCCGCAAAGCACAACUUGACCAACAGCGUCAGAAGAAGAUGGAGCAGAAGAAGGAGAUGGCCCGGCGGAAAGCAGAAGAAGAGGCCAGGAAGGCACAAGAAGAGGAGGCGGCCAGGAAGAACAACAACCUGGACGUCGAUGCGCUGUUUGACGGCGACGCUUCGAGCCGAGCAAGCACACCGAACCCACAACAACAACCGCAAGGCAAGAAGAAGACCGAGCGGAAAGGACUACCGACAUUUAGAAAACCCAAGAUGGAUGACGAUAUCAUUGCUAACAUGGACAUUGGCAUGGAUAUUGAGAUUUGA
This is a messenger RNA of Alternaria postmessia, 1446 nucleotides long. RefSeq lists its product as uncharacterized. Gene Ontology annotation, cellular component: Cdc73/Paf1 complex. Lineage: Eukaryota; Fungi; Ascomycota; Dothideomycetes; Pleosporales; Pleosporaceae. Bases 1 to 1446 code for a protein of 481 amino acids. Gene Ontology annotation, molecular function: DNA binding; RNA polymerase II C-terminal domain phosphoserine binding. The transcript has 2 exons. The record is from RefSeq and is a predicted model, not a curated record.